AUGUAACCAAAGAAAUCGUUUCUUGCUAGUGCACCAGGAUCUAAAUAAUUCAAUAUAAAGUCGUAUGAAAGGCCAGGAUUUACUGAAGAUGAAAUUAAAGAAAUCAAGGAAGCAUUUGAUAUUUUCGAUGAAGAUGGGUAAAUUAUAUCAUUAAUUUUAAGUGGUGGAGAAAUUGAUCCAAGAGAAUUAAAGACAGUAAUGGCAUCUUUGGGAUUUGCAACUGAUGAACAUUUGCUUAAUAAUUUAAUUGAUAUAGCUUAAACUAAUAAAUAAGAUGGAAAAAUAGAUUUUGAUGAAUUUUUAGAUCUUAUGACUGUUAGAUUAUCAGAUAUCAAAUCUAAAGAAAAUUUAAAAGAAGUUUUUGAUCUUUUAAAACCGAAUGAAAAAGGUUGCUUAUAAUUAGAAUCUUUAAAGCAAAUUUGUCGAGAAGUUGGUGAAAAUAUAGAGGAAAAUGAAUUGAAUGAGAUGUUAAAGCGAGCUGACUUUGAUAAGGAUGAUGUGGUGAAUUUCGAAGACUUUUAUAAAAUUAUUACUUUUUAAAAAUGA
This is a messenger RNA of Paramecium pentaurelia, 546 nucleotides long. NCBI's taxonomy places the organism in Eukaryota, Ciliophora, Oligohymenophorea, Peniculida, Parameciidae. The record is from the annotation of a GenBank genome assembly.